GUUUUCUGCAAGCCGGAGGAGGCCGGGAAGUAGCCCUGCGGCCCGGCUAGCAGGAUUGGACGCCGACUGAGAGGGCGGAAAAAGCAUCAGCGCGGCGCCUGCUCCGCGCAAGGCAAAGGCGGGGACGCCAGGCCGACUUGUGGAUCUGACGAUGGCUAACAGUAUUGCCGAACCCUUUUCCUGUGAUACUUUUGUGGCUCUGCCUCCAGCCACACUAGGUGGACGAAUCAUUUUUGGAAAAAAUUCUGAUAGGCCUUCUGAUGAAGUCCAGGAGAUUGUGUUUUUUCCUGCUGCUGAUCAUGAUCCAGGUCAAAAAGUUGAGUGUACUUAUAUAGAAAUUGAACAAGUACCCAAAACCUAUGCAGUUGUCCUGAGCCGUCCAUCCUGGCUAUGGGGUGCUGAAAUGGGAGCCAAUGAAUGUGGAGUCUGCAUUGGGAAUGAAGCCGUAUGGGGAAAAGAAGAAGUCUGCGAUGAUGAAGCUCUCCUUGGCAUGGACCUUGUCAGGCUUGGACUUGAAAGAGCAGAUACUGCAGAAAAAGCUGUUGAUAUUAUCGUUGAAUUGUUGGACAAGUAUAAUCAAGGUGGAAACUGUAUGGAGAGUGAAAUGACAUUUACCUACCAUAACAGCUUUUUGAUAGCAGACAGAAAAGAAGCUUGGAUUCUGGAAACAUCUGGAAAGUUCUGGGCUGCAGAGAAAGUAAAAGAAGGAACACGGAAUAUUUCCAACCAGCUAUCAAUCACAACAAAAAUUGACCGUGAACAUCCAGAGCUAAGGAAUUAUGCUCUAAGCAAAGGCUGGUGGGAUGGUAAAGAAGUAUUUGAUUUUGCUGCCAUGUACUCAUAUCUAAAUACUGCCAGAAUGACAACUGCAAGUGGCAGAUAUUGUGAAGGCUAUAAACUACUGAAGAAAUAUGCAGGUAAUAUAACAGCUGAGACAAUGAUGACAAUUCUUCGAGAUAAAGAGAGUGGUCUUAACAUGGAAGGUGCCUUCAUGACCACAGGAAGCAUGGUUUCUAUACUUCCCCAAGAUCCUAGUCUCCCUUGCAUUCAUUUCUUCACUGGAACGCCAGAUCCUGACAGGUCUGUUUUUAAACCUUUCAUUUUUGUGGAAAAUAUUACCCAGCUUCUAAAAACCAGUUCUCCGGUAUUUGGCCCAGAGGAUCCAGUUAAAAAGCAGCCACGAUUUCAUACGAAGCCUGACAGAAGACACGAGCUCUAUCGAAUGCAUGAACGGGCAGUUGCCACGAUGGAAGCAUCAAAGGAAAAGGCUGCACUGAUCAUGGAACAGAUCCAAAAACUGGAGAAAGCAAAGAUUGAUGACAUGGACCGUAUUCUCCAGAAUGGGUACCUGAAUGUUGAUCAAGCAGUUAAUCUUUUUUCAGAUUGUGUUGAAGAAGAAAUACAUAUAUAUGCAUGACAAAAUAUCUGCAGUUGUUUCCUUUUAUUAAUCCAAGUGUUGUUUUCCAAAACAGAUUUAUUCACUGUACAAUGCUGCUUCUGGCCAAAUAGCAUUUAUUAUGUGUACACUAGCUGGAAGAUAAAAUACUGGCCUUAGUUUUAAUAGAAUAUAAUUGCUAAUUUUAAAUGUGACAUGCAGCUAUCCAAAGUUUAAAACACCUACAAAAUUACUGUUUUUUUGUUUACUUUGCAUAUAUUUUCAGCCUGCAUUUGUUUCAUACACUUAAUGGCCAAGUGUUGUACACAUUUAAUAUGCAGAGUUAAUAACAUUAAUUUAUAUGUUGUCCACCUCCCACCAACUUCAACAUCUAGUUGGACAAAAAGCAAAAUGAAGCAAAUAAGUGAAAUAAUUAAUUCUGGAAUUAGUAUGUAUUAGCCAAAUCAACCCUAAGACAUUAUAAAAGAAUAAGGUGGCUAUUGAGAAAACAAGGACUGUAAAUUACAGCACAUUUCCCAUUUUCUUGUAAAUGGCUCCUCAAAUGCAAAUUUAAAUAUUUAAGAAAACAACUUUAAGAACUCAAGAAAGUAUUUCUUUCUAUUGCAGAAGUUUGAAAGCAUUGUGGAUAUGGUUAACACCAAUGCCUUUAAUCUAAAAAUAACAAUAGAUAUACAGUGAUGUAUGUAUAUGAUUUGAAACGGUAUACAGACCUAGACUUUGAUAAAGGAUUAAAAGAAUAAAAAUUCUGUCCUUAAAAGCUUGUAUUAAAAACUUGAUGCAUCAGGAUAGUACGAAUAGGAUGUUAAUGUUAUUUUCAAUUAUCAUUAUGCACUGGAUUUCACAAUCCAAUAGAAAUUAGAUGCAUUGGCCCCUAUUAGCAGAAUAGGCUUCGCUGAAUAGCAUCGUACCACUGCUUCUUUAUAUUAUUUUUAUUGCAACAUCAUCUAAAGUUGGUAGUAAUCAAAUAUAAUUCAAAGCACUUCUGCAAAAUGUGCAGAAAACAGCAGAAAACAAGAAAUGCUUAGCUCGUAGGA
This is a messenger RNA of Pseudonaja textilis, 2430 nucleotides long. RefSeq names its product secernin 3 (gene SCRN3). The record is from RefSeq and is a predicted model, not a curated record. Gene Ontology annotation, biological process: proteolysis. NCBI's taxonomy places the organism in Eukaryota, Metazoa, Chordata, Lepidosauria, Squamata, Elapidae. Gene Ontology annotation, molecular function: cysteine-type exopeptidase activity; dipeptidase activity.